AGCGGGAGGCGGACGGUGGCCGACGAGGUCCGGCAUGGAGCAUCUGGAGUGCUGCGCGAGGUUCCUCCGCGGGACGCUGGUGCGAGCGGCGGUGCGGCGCUACCUGCCCUGGGCGCUGGCGGCCUCCAUGCUGGCGGGCUCCCUCCUCAAGGAGCUCUCCCCGCUGCCCGAGAGCUACCUCAGCAACAAGCGCAACGUCCUCAACGUGUAUUUUGUCAAACUGGCCUGGGCCUGGACCUUCUGUCUCCUCCUGCCUUUCAUUGCCCUCACCAACUACCACCUGACAGGCAAGGCUGGCCUGGUCCUGCGGCGGCUGAGCACCCUGCUUGUGGGCACGGCCAUCUGGUACGUCUGCACAGCUCUCUUCUCCAACAUCGAGCACUACACGGGCAGCUGCUACCAGUCGCCAACCCUGGAGGGGGUCAGAAAGGAGCACCAGAGUAAGAAGCAGUGCCACAGGGAAGGAGGCUUCUGGCACGGCUUCGACAUCUCCGGCCACUCCUUCCUGCUGACCUUCUGCGCCCUCAUGAUUGUGGAGGAGAUGGCUGUGCUGCACGAGGUGAAGACGGACCGAAGCCACUGCCUCCACACCGCCAUCACCGCCCUGGUGGUGGGCCUCGGCUUCCUGACCUUCAUCUGGGUGUGGAUGUUUCUGUGCACGGCCGUUUACUUCCACGACUUGUCCCAGAAGCUGUUUGGCACCCUGUUCGGUUUGCUGGGCUGGUACGGGACCUAUGGGUUUUGGUAUCUGAAAUCCUUUUCCCCAGGACUUCCUCCCCGGAGCUCCAGUUUGAAUUUGAAGCGAGACAGUUACAAGCAAUAAGAGAGAAACAAAAGGGGUGAUAGAUAGCGGGGCGACGGGUAAUGUAUUUUUCAUUGUUUUUCUCGGCUACUUGACUAAAUCAUCCGUCCUUCUUCAGCGAGGAAGCUCACCAGGCGGUUUUGGUGAGUGGUGGUGGAGUCUGGGGAGGGACUUGAAUCCCCACACUUCUUGGCGAUGUCAUCUUGUGUCACAAACUCCACCCUUCCCAGUCAGUCACUUUUUGUCCCUGGCAAGACUUGACCUUAAUCUGGAAUGUCCCUUUUGUCUCUAAAGGGCAGAGCUAAGGCUCAGAGAGAGGGAGGAAUCCGGAAGGCCUCCGUUGUGUGGCUGAAGGGGAGGCCGGAGCCUCAGCACCCUUCUCUGCUACCUGAUUCAUUCUCUCCCUGAUUCUGGUCUUGUGUUUUACUGGCUGAUUUAAUGCUGUUAUUUAAUAAUAUUGCCCUCUGGUCAGCUUUGCGUAAGCAUUUAUUUCCAGCAGGGUUCUUUAUAAAACAACCACCUGCCUGAAAGAUACUCUCUGCUUGUGGUAUUUGUUUAUCCUCAAAAUGUUCUAUAUCACAACUGGCUUGUGAUUAGCUACCAAAACAGUUCAACUAGAGUGCCUGCCUCUGUGGCUGAGUAUUGGAUGAUUUUUGCCAAUUUUCUGUCUGUGUUGCCCAGUAUGUAUUGGUUUUUGGAGCAAUAAGGUUACUUUUUUCCCUACUAUUUUGAGCGAAUGCUUUGUUGUUUCCAAUAACAUCCGUGGGAUUUGUUCUUUGUUGGCACACUCCUGACGAUAACCCACAACCUCGAUGCUGCACUUUGGCACGUGUGUAGAUAGCUUUGAGGGGUUUCUUAGAACACUAAUUUACUUCUUAUAAACCAAACUCCUGGCUUAUGGUAUUGAAUUCCCCCUUGCUUCCUGGGGCUGUUUUCUCUAUUAAGAAUAAAACCUGAAAGCAGACAUUGUAAUAAUAGCUUGAUGAAAUCUAAGCUGAGUCAGAGUAACUUUGCAAAAUGGGUACUUGCACUAAAACUUCCCUGACCACACAUUAGUGGUGUAAACUCAACGGUGUCCUUCAGACUCGGCUGAUAAGUACAUUGACCAGUCUGCUGGGGCCCAAGGAAUUUUUACAUUUUCGACAAGAUUAUGGUAAAUCGGAGGCGAAGGAGAAUGUGUCCCAUUGCCUCUGAUGACAGGAAGCCAACUGUUGGCAAAAAUGUCCCUCUUAAAUGUCGACACGACUUUGGCCCGCCUUCCUACUUGUUCCACCACUGACAACGCGAGACCCAAGCUGGGCCCACUCAGCUGGCCUUGAACUCGGUCUUUCCUUUCCCCUUUGCAUACUUCUCAGUGUUCGGCCUUGUCCUUCUGCAGCCUGUCACCUCCACCCACAAAGGUACGGUUGCAGGUCUGUGCUAGGACACUCCCCUCUCCCGCCACCUCCACAGGUUGCAGGCUGUCUCUUUACCGUCUCUUUAGGCCUUUUGUACCCAGCCCCUCGCAUUUUGGAUGAUCAUCCUGGCAGCUUACUUGAUGCUCCUCCUCUCCCCCAAAUUAAGCCAGACAAGCACUACACUUGACUGCCUUAACUCAAGCUUACAUUGUUAGGAGCUUGAGGCCUGGAAAUUCUUCAGGGUAAAUUGUAUUUCAUAUAAAGAUGUAUUUCACAUAUAUAUUUGGUAUCCCAUCAGGCUGCAUGUUAAUUUGUAUCGAUCAAAAUGUGAGGUGUGAUGUGCUGUACGGAAAGGUGGCUGAAAUGCUGGCUCUGAGAUUUCAGCAGUGUCACCGUGGUGCUCCGGGACGUUGAGAACCUUGACAAGAUAUGACGGCCCCGUGAGAAUUGUAUCCCCCUUUGGAGUUUAUGUCUGUAAACCGGGGGGCCGGGGGGUGGGGGGCUUGUCGAAGGGGUUGAAGUCUCUCCUGAGUUUCAUGUUCAGCACCAAAAGGCAACAGGCACAAGGUGACUCCGUGUGUCCAUUUGUCACACUUAAGUAUUUAAGUGUGACAUUUCCCCUUGCAGAUCUGAUUCAGGCUCAGCAUUAAAUGAACUCUGUGGAAAGUGUCAGUUAUGGACCCUUGUGUAUUGAGUGGUCUUCCACCACUUCUUGUUCAGUGUUAGGUCCUCACCUUUUCCUUGGGGACGUGCUCCCUACCCCUGUGUGAGACAGCGGGCUGUAGCUGAGAGUCUGGGCUUAGGAAAAUGUGAGAUGUGGGUUCGGAUAUUGGCACCACCGCUGAGAGUUGUCUGACCAUGGGCAGGCUUCGUGUCCCCAUCUGGACAAUGCAGACGGUACUGUUAGGAUUAAGGGAAAUGAUGUAUGUAAAAUGCCCAGCACAUGCGCUUAGCAGAGGGUAAUCCUCUGUCUCCUUUUUCCUUUACCUAAAGCCUUUAGAACUUCUUGGCUCCUUAGAGGAGGCAGGGGAACUAACAUCUACUUUUGAGCACCAUUUGGGGUCUGGGUCUCCUGUUGAAAUAGUCUUGUGUCAUCUUUUGAAAAGUGUCUGUUGUCCCCAGGUGCUGAGCAGGAGGCUCUGAAGGGCAUCUGUUACCGCCACACUUGUUUGGCGCCUGGGCGCUGAGGUGGGUUCACUGACGCCUCAUUUUCCCCGUGCAGCUGUCAUAGUCUGAGUACCAGAUUGUAUUUAGAGUUUGGCUCCUGCCACUGCUACGCACACACAGAUCGUGUGUGUAAACAAGCAAAUUAAGUAAACUGGAGAUAAUGAAACCCCACA
Messenger RNA from Hyaena hyaena (striped hyena), 3539 nucleotides. RefSeq names its product fat storage inducing transmembrane protein 2 (gene FITM2). Gene Ontology annotation, biological process: lipid droplet organization; lipid storage; phospholipid biosynthetic process. Gene Ontology annotation, cellular component: endoplasmic reticulum membrane. Bases 35 to 823 code for a protein of 262 amino acids. Lineage: Eukaryota; Metazoa; Chordata; Mammalia; Carnivora; Hyaenidae. The transcript is spliced from 2 exons. The record is from RefSeq and is a predicted model, not a curated record.